CCUGCCUUCUGGUGCUUUGGAGAAGAGGUUGAGCCACUCCUCUUCUUUCUGGCAGCCCCUCAAAUACUGGAGCAGUCAUUAUGUCACCCUUAUUAUUAUCAUUAUUAUUAUUAUCAUUAUUAUUUGAAAGGGCCGCCUUGGAUUCCCGGUCCUCCUUAAGCCGCAGCCGGGCUGCACCGCCUCCCUGCCGUCCUGGGCACGCCCCGCGGACAGCCAUGGCCCUGGGGCGCGCUCUGGGCUGCGCGGCCAGGCGCUUCUCUGCAGCACCCGCCAAGGAGUGGCUGACGGAGGAUUUCCUCAGUUCCCUCAGAGGGAUUGUCGGGCCCCCCAAUGUGUCCACAGCCGCCAUUGUCCGUGAGCAACAUGGGCAGGACGAGUCGAUGCACAGGAACUGCCCCCCUGAUGCCGUGGUCUGGCCCCAGAGCGUGGAGCAGGUCAGCUUGCUGGCAGCAGCGUGCUACAGCCGAGGGGUCCCCGUCAUCCCCUUCGGGACAGGCACCGGUCUGGAAGGGGGGGUCAGCGCCGUGCAGGGAGGUGUGUGUGUCAACUUGAUGAAAAUGGACCAAAUUUCUGAGCUUCACCCUGAAGAUUUCACGGUUGCUGUAGAGGCAGGAGUGACCCGCAAGGCGCUAAACAAAUUCUUGAGAGGGAGCGGCCUCUGGUUCCCUGUCGACCCUGGGGCCGAUGCUUCGCUCUGUGGCAUGGUGGCCACUGCAGCCUCCGGGACGAACGCCGUGCGCUACGGCACCAUGCGCCAGAAUGUCCUCAACUUACAGGUGGUCCUGCCAGAUGGGAGGGUCUUGCAUACAGCCGGGCAGAGCCGGCGGCCCAGGAAGAGCGCGGCUGGAUACCACCUAACAGGGCUCUUUGUGGGCUCGGAGGGGACCCUGGGAUUCAUCACCCAGGCCACCCUGAAACUGCAUGGUAUCCCUGAGGCCACCGUGGCGGCCACCUGUGCCUUUCCCAACAUCCAAGCAGCCGUGGACAGCACCGUGCAGGUUCUCCAAGCCGGGCUCCCCAUUGCCCGCAUUGAAUUCCUGGAUGAGGUGAUGAUGGGCGCCUGUAACCGCUACAGUGGGCUGAGCUGUGCAGAGCUACCCACCCUCUUCCUGGAGUUCCAUGGCAGCCAACAGAGCGUGGAGGAGCAAGUGCGAGCCACGGAGGCGAUUGUGCAGUUCAAUGGGGGCUCGGACUUUGCGUGGGCCCGGGAACCAGAGGCCCGUGGACAGCUAUGGACAGCUCGGCAUAAUGCUUGGUAUGCAGCGCUGGCUCUUCGUCCUGGCAAAAAGGGCUACUCCACAGAUGUGUGCGUCCCCCUCUCACACCUCCCUGAGGUCCUAGUAGAAACCAAGAAAGACUUGCUGGACUCCAACCUUACAGGUCCCCUUGUGGGCCACGUUGGGGAUGGCAACUUUCACUGCCUGCUGAUUCUCGAUCCUGGAGAUGUCGAAGAAAAGGAGAGGGUGGCUGAGUUUGCCGAACGUCUGGGCAGGAGAGCCCUGGCAGUGGGUGGCACCUGCACGGGGGAGCAUGGCAUCGGCCUGGGCAAACGUUGGCUUUUGCGCGAGGAAGUAGGGGAAGUGGCCCUCUCCACCAUGUGGCAGAUCAAGAUGGCCUUGGAUCCCAAAAACCUCAUGAACCCUGGAAAGGUGCUCUGACCUCGGGAAGGCCUGGCUGGGAGAGGCUCCUGAAUUUGCUUUCCUUGCUGAGAAGCCCGGAGUGAGGCCUCUUCGCUUCCAUCUCCUCUUUCCAGCAGGAUCAGAAAUGCAACUAUUAAACAAUAGGGAAGCAUCCUCAAAUCCCCAACCUGGGGAUUUCAAUUCCCAGAAUGCCUCAGCCAGCAUGGUCACUAUGGAGAAUUCUGGGAAUUGAAGUCCACACAUUCAGAGUCUCCAAAGUGUGGAAACUGUUCCAGAGGCAUCUGUUCGAUCCAAUCCAUUGUGGCAAUACACCACAAAUUCUACCUCUUUGGUGUAUCUGCGAAAUGUCACAACAACGCACGUACAAAAAGCAACGCUAUCUUUGUCAUUACCCCACACAGUCCUUCCUCAGAUGCUUCAGGACUGAUGUGAUGUAUUUCGCUGAAACUGGAGGUUGCAAAACAUUCAUUCGAAGAACGUUUAAUCUCUUUAUUUCCUUCGUUGCUAACGUUGCCUUAGGGGCAAAUCUGGCUUAUGCACAGGUGGCAUCGACAGACCGAGGGUUUCUGUUGUGUGAGCCUGGAAGCGAAAUGCCACGCUUUCCCCAGCUUUUCAGUUUAUUUAGAUCCGCCUCUUGUCUCUUGGGAUCUUUUAUUUUAUUUUGCUUUGUCAAAGCUGCAGUGAAUUGAAGCAGGAGGUAUCCAGAUUUUUCCUACUGGAUUAAUGCAGGAUUCAUCUAUCAAGGAACACACAGAAUCUUUGCUGAUUUCUUCCUCCUCUCUUGGCUUUGCCGUUGGCCAAAAAUAAGUCUUAUCGGUACAUGUUCCUCCUGGUAGUAGCCGACAUACCAGCAGAUGGGCUGGGCUAUACAUCUCUCCACGUUCACACCGCGUGUUGUUAUCCAGUGAGAGCCUGCACUUGAGCACAUGGACUUUACACUUAGGCACUCCAACUCUCAAUCUAUUCCGGGGUGUUAUUUCAGUUUUGUUGUGCUGUGGUGUUAUUUUUUUUUUCUGAACAAGCUGGAGAGUUGGUGUAAUUGCAGCCUUUAUCCAUCUCUCCAGGUGGCCAGGGAGAUAUUCUUUAUAGUUUAAAAAAUGGUAACCUGUAGUAAAUUAAAUCCUGCUGCAAUUUCAUGAUAGAUAAUUUUCUUUAAAAAAAAAACCCCCCGUUUUCAGAUUGUGGCUUAACCAGAGCAUUCCUCACAAACGUCGCUACACUUGAAUACAUGUCUGUUUCAAGGGACUCACAUUUGGAGUGUAAAAACAGGUGUGGUAAACCCACCCAGUGCACGCUUGUCCCUUCGCAUCCCAAAUCGUUCAGAAAAAUAAGAAUACCUGGAAAUAAAAUUACAGUGACUA
Messenger RNA from Crotalus tigris (Tiger rattlesnake), 3001 nucleotides. It is a transcript of the gene LDHD, whose product is annotated as lactate dehydrogenase D. Gene Ontology annotation, molecular function: FAD binding; D-lactate dehydrogenase (NAD+) activity; D-lactate dehydrogenase (cytochrome) activity. Gene Ontology annotation, biological process: lactate catabolic process. The transcript is spliced from 11 exons. NCBI's taxonomy places the organism in Eukaryota, Metazoa, Chordata, Lepidosauria, Squamata, Viperidae. The record is from RefSeq and is a predicted model, not a curated record. Gene Ontology annotation, cellular component: mitochondrion. Bases 81 to 1658 code for a protein of 525 amino acids.